This is a messenger RNA of Tribolium castaneum (red flour beetle), 1405 nucleotides long. RefSeq names its product meduse (gene mdu). Bases 223 to 948 code for a protein of 241 amino acids. The transcript has a single exon. Lineage: Eukaryota; Metazoa; Arthropoda; Insecta; Coleoptera; Tenebrionidae. The record is from RefSeq and is a predicted model, not a curated record.
GGCAACCCAAAAUACACUCAACAACGGUUUUUAUCUCUCCUGCAAUCUUUGUGCCGCGCAAGCAUACUUUAAACCGUGUAAAUGAUAAAAAGCGCUAAUUAGAGAUAACGAUGGCUGCUAAUAGUUCGAAAAAGUGAUGUCAGUACUCCUAUUGCCGUGUUCGAUAUGUGUUAGUGGGUGUUUUAUCACAAGUUCAUCAACAGGUGUCCCGAUUAAACAGCCAUGGAAUCGACAGGAAACGAAACUCUGGACCGUAUCCAACAGGAAAUCCAGGAGACCCUCAAACGCGAAGAAGAAUUGCGCAAAAAAUACAACAUCUUUAACAACAAUGACCCCGAAGUGCGCGUAAACGGGCACCAAACCCCCAGUCCCGAGCCCCCACGCGCCCCGCUAACGAACGGCACGACGGCCCCUAAGCCAUCCGCGACCAGUAGCACCCGGCGCUUCGCCCCCAACACCUCCUCCAAGGGCGUGAUGCAGAAAUUCCUGAAAAUGCGUGGGAAGCUCAACAUGGUCAGCAUGCGACCGAAGAUGGAGCCCCAGACGGCGUGGACGUCCGACGAGGUCUUCGAACCGGCGAGAGUUACCAUAGAGGCGGGCAAGCCCAUCCGAAAUGGGUUCAUCCCAGCUGAGGAAAAAAUGAAAAGGGAGCUGCAGGAGUUCCAGAAGCGCGAAGAGGAGCUCAGGAAGGAGCGGAGGAAGUCCCAGCCGGAUUUAAUGGCAGCUCUGGAGAAGGAAGCAGUCGUGGAGACAAAUUUGAAGCCAGCGAGGUCCAUGUCAAUGAUGUAUAGCAGCGAAGACUUGACUGAAGAAACCAACUCAGCCCCUACUAGUCUGAAGCCGGCCAGGUCUCUAGCCGAGCUGUGCGAUGCCUCAGACGACGAGCUCGAAACUAGGGGCACACAUUCCUUGAUUAUGCAAUUCGAGAAUUUAAGGAGUCAGUCUUGAACUAUGUGAUAAAACCGUCCAUUAAAUUAUUUAUUGUACUACUAGCACUAUUAGGUGUUCCAAAACUAUAAAAACGCCAACGUUGCAUUUUUGCCGAAUCAUUUUUUUAAACAAGAUCGAUAAAGUUGUAAAAUAGUCAUUAAUCCUUAGAUCACUCAUUAAAGUAUAAAUUACAUUAGCUAUUAUUUUUUUGAAGUACAUGAAUGAUUUAUACCAGCUAAUUUUGAGAGAAAAUGCGACGUUGGCAGUUUUUACAGAUUGGAAACGGCUAAUAGAUUACAGAUUGCUGUAUAGUCACUUCAAUAGUUUUAGUACAAAUCUUGCCGUACUUAACUACAGCUUUGUCAGGGUUGUGCCAAUUGAGUAUUUAUUUUUUAUUAUUUAUUAUCGCCUGAAAUUUUCCUGUGAGAUAGGUCGCUUGUGUCAUUAAUUAUUGCAAUUAAAUUAUUUCUCACCA